Molecule: messenger RNA, 1683 nt
Organism: Paramecium sonneborni
Lineage: Eukaryota; Ciliophora; Oligohymenophorea; Peniculida; Parameciidae
Source: the annotation of a GenBank genome assembly
CUCAUAUAUAAUUUAUUUAUUAUAUGUCUUAAGAGAAUUAGACAGAAAAAUAAGAAAUUCCUUAAUAAGGCUUAGAUGAACAAAUGAAAAUGCUUUAAAUUGAUACAUAAAAUCAAUAAGAAUAAUAAGUGACAGAGAAUAUUUAAGAAAAAGUAGAGAAUAAAGAAAAGUAGGAAAUAGAGGAAAAAUAAGGAAAAUAAGAUAAAUAAGACAUAGAAGAGAAGGAUGACAAAUAAGAAAAAUAACAAGCUUCUUAAAUUCCAUAAAAUAUUAUUUAGACAGAACCUGAAUAAGAGAGUUUAUAAAAUGAUAAAGAGAACGAAGAAAACUAAGUAAAAGAUUAGGAAUAAAGAUAAUAAUUGAAUGAUAAAGCUCCAGAAACAAAUUCAUAAAAUAUGGAGAAUUUGUUCUUAAAACCAGAUUAUAGUUUCCCAGUACUAUAGUAUUCUAUAUUUUAGAUUGAAAUAAAAGUAUGUGAUCCUGUAUAAAAAGGAGGAAGUUUAUCUAAUUAUAUAGUUUAUACAAUAAAGGGGAAAGAUUGUUUUGGACAAUUUGAGACAUAAAGAAGAUUUAAUGAAUUCUUCACAAUUAGGGAAUUACUUUUAGCGAAAUGGCCUGGAUAAUAUGUACCACCAAUUCCAGAAAAGUCUGUGAAUGCAGGAUCAGAGAUAAUUGUAGAAAGGAUUAGAUUACUUAAUAUAUUUUGUAUGAAGAUUAUGUAGAUUAAGCAUCUUUAUUAUUCUGAAGAAUUUUAUGAAAUAUUUUUAAGAUCAACUAAUCCUGAUAUUAACAAAGUAUUUUGAUUCAUAUUAAUUAAUUUUUUAGUAAAUAGCAUAGAUUCCAAAAUAAAAUGUAUUUGCUUAUACAGAGAGAUAUAAAUAAGCAUUUUAAAUUAAUGAAAUCAAAGAAAUAUCUCCUGAAAUGAUUAAAAAGAUGAGUGGAGUUCAAUCAUUUUUAAAAUUAUCAUAAAAUUCUUUAACAAAAUUAUUAGAUUAAGCAAAAUCGUUGAGUUCUAGUAGAAAAUAGUUGAAAGAAACAUUUUUUACAAUUUUUGGAUUAAAUAUUGCUGAAUAUGAAAAAUAGGUUCUGUAAGAAUGUGUACCAUAAAAUAAAUUAAUUUUUACUAAUACUGUAAAUGCAGAAAUAUUAGAAUUAGCUAAAAAAAUUGUAUUAUUAAUAACUUAAUAUAGAGGGAACCAAACAGCAAUUCUCUUGAUAAAAUUUAAGAUUUAAUAUCUACAGAAUAAAGAGAUAUUGAAGCAUUUUUAUAGGCUUUCUAAACUAGAGACUCCUUAAUGUAAUCAAAAUAAAAAGCAGAAUAAAAGUUAAAUGAAGAAUAAUCAGAUUUAUAUAAAAUUAUGAAAGGUAAUUCAACAAUGAAAGGUUCUUUUAGUAAAUUAAGUUUAGAUGAAUAAAAAUAAAAAUUAGAACUUUAAUUAAAUGAAGUAAUUAUUAUUAUAUUCUUGAUAGACUCAGAAGGAGGUAGAUUAAUAUAAAUUAUUAUUUUAAUUGGUAACUGAUGUUUUAACUUCAUAUUCAAUAGAUAAAUUUAAGAAAGACAAACACUAAACAUAUAAAACUAUUUUAGCUGAUUUAGCUUAAUGUGAAUAGUAAUAUUUAGAAAUCUAAUAGUAAUUUUGGUCUAAAGUAGAAGAGGCAAUUAAAUAAAAUAUAGAACCUUGA